Hyposmocoma kahamanoa is the source of this 781-nucleotide messenger RNA. It is a transcript of the gene GSTe6, whose product is annotated as glutathione S-transferase 1-like. The coding region runs from base 38 to 781 and encodes 247 amino acids. NCBI's taxonomy places the organism in Eukaryota, Metazoa, Arthropoda, Insecta, Lepidoptera, Cosmopterigidae. The transcript is spliced from 7 exons. Gene Ontology annotation, biological process: glutathione metabolic process. Gene Ontology annotation, molecular function: glutathione transferase activity. The record is from RefSeq and is a predicted model, not a curated record.
AUUCAGUUUCUCGGCCCAUUUAGGGAAAUAAAACAAAAUGGCGCGUAUUCUAUACAAGAUGGACGCUAGCCCUCCAGCACGUACAGCAAUGAUGGUGGCUGAUCUAAUCGGUUUGGAGCUCGAGUUAAGAGACUUGCACCCGCUGUUGAGAGAACAGGACCAGCCGGAAUAUUUUAAGAAAAAUCCUAUGAGAACUAUUCCUAUAUUAGAAGACGGUGAUUUUUGUUUAGCGGACAGCCACGCAAUAGCAAUCUACUUCCUAGAGAAAUAUGGAAAAAAAGAACAUGAAUACUUGUACCCUAAGGACGAGAGAAAACGCGCGACAAUCAAUCAGAGAUUGUUCUUUGACUGUGGUAUUUUGUUUCCUAGAUUACGAGAUGUUAUGGCUCCAACAUACACAGGAAGAAUGACAGAACUCCUAAGAUACAAUAAAUUAAUGAUAGACGAUGCGUACAAAACGCUGGAAGCAUAUUUAUCAGAAACGUUGUACCUGGCUGACCAUGAAAUGACUGUAGCAGACAUCUGUGCUGUUACUACGGUUUCUACCUUGGAUGGUUUGCACCCAGUCGACGAGAAAAGGUUCCCAAAAGUAAAACAAUGGCUACAAACGAUGUCACAAAAAGAUGUUUGCAAGAGGAUCAACGAGGACGGGUACAAGAUGCAAGUUUUUAACUUGAAAGCUACAAUGGAAAUUAAUAAAGAAAAACAAGUGGAUGGAGCUCAUAAUAACCGAUGUCCGCUGGCCUUCAUCUCUUUGGGUGAUUACAAGGAUCCAGUCUAA